AUGUGUUUGUCACUGAACGAGCGGAAAAAAAUCCCUAUUAAAAAUAUUGUUAAAAUGUUUUCUGGGGGAAAAUCUGAUAAAAUGGUGCAAAAAUGUCUUAGUGAUCUUGGAUUGUCAGGUGAUAAAGAACGCGAUGAGCUUGAUGCAGAACUAUUUACUUUUGAUAAAUAUAUUCGACUUUACUAUAAAAUCUGUCCGCGAAGUGAUGUGCAAGAAUUAUUCGUGAAAUUAAGUGGUCAGAAAGAAUAUCUCACUAAAGAUAGAUUGAUAAAUUUUUUGAAUGAAGAACAGAGAGAUCCACGAUUAAACGAAAUAUUAUUCCCAUUUUUCGAUGAUAAACGUGUGCAACAUUUGAUAACAAAAUAUGAAAGUGAUGAAAACUACAUAAAUAAUGGGAAAAUGUCAGGUGAUGCCUUUUUACGAUAUUUGAUGUCUGAUGAAAAUUCGCCAGUCUUUUUAAAUCGAAUUGACCUGUAUCAAGAUAUGGAUCAACCUCUCUGUCAUUAUUACAUCAAUAGCUCACACAACACAUAUCUCACAGGUAGACAGUAUGGUGGAAAAAGUUCAACUGAAAUCUAUCGCGAAGUCUUGUUAUCAGGUUGCAGAUGUGUAGAAUUAGAUUGUUGGGAUGGUACUGGAGAAAAUAAGGGAGAACCAAUUAUUACCCAUGGUAAAGCAAUGUGCACAGAUGUUUUUUUCAAGGAUGUGCUUUAUCAAAUCAGGGAUACGGCUUUUGCCAGAUCUGAAUUUCCUGUGAUUUUAUCGUUCGAAAACCACUGCUCCAGACUAAAUCAACUUAAAAUGGCGAAAUACUGUGUAGAAAUAUUUGGUGAUAUGUUACUGUCAAAGCCUUUAGAUGAUUAUCCACUGGAAUCAGGAGUGCAACUUCCAUCACCUAAUCGACUAAAGCGUAAAAUUUUGAUUAAGAAUAAACGGCUGAAAGCGGACAUUGAAAAAUUACAAAUGGAACAGUUUUUACUCGAGGGUAAAUUGGAUGAGGAAGAUGAGGCAGUUGAAAAUUUAGAAAUUAAUAUUGCAGAUGAUAAUCCAUCUCAUUGUAAGUACCAUUUUUUCUCAUUUUUCUUGUAAGC
Molecule: messenger RNA, 1091 nt
Organism: Thelazia callipaeda (thelaziosis nematode)
Lineage: Eukaryota; Metazoa; Nematoda; Chromadorea; Rhabditida; Thelaziidae
Source: the annotation of a GenBank genome assembly